CUUUGGGUCUCAAAGUUUGGGCCUCCGGAAGCUGUUGCUUGUUUAUAUAUAUUGCUUGUCUAUAUAUAACCACAAUUCCGGUCGGCAGAGAAGACCCGUUACCAUAGAAUCCGCACCCUACAUUAAACAGAGUCAGCUUCUUUCUUUAUUAUAUUCACCAGUCUUCCAUCGAAAACCUUCGACCUUUUGAUCAGUGGGAGAAGAACUAUGUAACUAAGGAAGGUUCACACGUCAAGACUUCCUGGUAAGUACAGGUAGAAAGAAAAAUCAAGGAGUGAAAGCUCUGCUGCAGACAGUUAUAUAAUAAUCUAGUACUGCAUCUGCAUAGUCAUAUCGUUCUGCUGGGCAGGUGUUACAGUACUCGCUCUACAGGUUUAUCUACGAAACCUUGUUAGUUCAAUGUUGCGCGGGUCUCGUUUUGUCAAACCUUUUCAGCUUCAGGCUGCAACAAAUUGGCAAUCCUCUUUGAUAAAGGGACCUCCAGCUAAUACUAUCUUCUUCUUGGGUUUUCUAAUCAUUGCAGCCGUUCUAUUUUCUUUCUGGAUUGACCUUUGGACUUUUCAGAUUGAUCAUUCUACAGACCAAACAAUAGUGAUCAACGACAAGUAUGAGAUAACCCCCAAAAUAAUCGAGUUUCCACUCAACUGUUCUAUCGGCAUCAAUCAAACACAAACGUGUCCAACAAAUUACCCUAUAGCCUUUACUAGUGAUCGUCUUGACCCAUCGUCAAACGGUACAUGCCCGGACUAUUUCCGGUUUAUCCACGAAGAUCUAAAGCCAUGGAGAACCACAGGAAUCACAAGGGACAUGGUGGAGAGGGGAAAGAAGACGGCACAUUUUCGGCUAGUGAUUGUUAAAGGCAAGGCUUAUAUUGACAGGUACAAGAAGUCCAUACAGACAAGGGAUAUGUUUACCAUAUGGGGUAUUUUGCAGCUUCUUAGGAGGUACCCCGGGAAAGUACCUGACUUGGAGCUGAUGUUUGACUGUGAUGACCUUCCGGUUAUCCGAUCACAGGACUACCGGGGACAGAACUCGACGCCGGUGCCACCGCUGUUCCGGUACUGUGGUGAUAGAUGGACAAAAGACAUUGUGUUCCCUGAUUGGUCUUUCUGGGGUUGGGCUGAGAUAAACAUAAAACCGUGGGGAAGUUUGUUGAAAGAUGUGAAGAAAGGUAACGAGGGGAGCAAAUGGAUGGAAAGAGAACCUUAUGCAUACUGGAAAGGGAACCCCUUUGUAGCUGAAUCAAGGAGAGACCUCCUCAAAUGCAACGUCUCGGAUACACAAGAUUGGAAUGCUCGCUUAUUCAUCCAGGACUGGAUCCUUGAAUCUCAACAAGGCUUCAAGCAUUCAGAUGUAACAAACCAAUGCACACAUAGGUAUAAGAUAUAUAUUGAGGGCUAUGCAUGGUCUGUUAGUGAGAAGUACAUUCUGGCCUGUGAUUCAGUAACAUUGCUGGUAAAACCACACUACUAUGAUUUCUUCACAAGAAGUCUACGACCAGUGCACCAUUACUGGCCUAUAAGGAAUGAUAACAAAUGCAAAUCCAUCAAGUUUGCUGUAGAUUGGGGAAACAAUCACAAACAAAAGGCACAAGCAAUUGGGAAAGCAGCAAGCAACUUCAUUCAGCAAGAACUGAAGAUGGACUAUGUGUAUGAUUACAUGUUUCAUCUACUAAAUGAAUAUGCCAAACUCUCCAAAUUUGAGCCAAGAAUACCUGAAGGAGCUACACAUUUGUGCGCAGAGACUCUCGCUUGCCCUGCAGAUGAGUCAGAGAAAAAGUUCAUGACCGAGUCGUUGGUGAAGAGUCCGUCGAUGACAAACCCCUGCCCCAUGCCACCUCCCUAUGAACCCAAAGAUCUUGGAAACUUUGAUAGGAAUAAUAUCAAUUUAAUUAAACAAGUAGAAAAGUGGGAAGAUAAGUACUGGGAUAGUAUCCAUAAUAAGCAGCAAUAGCUUAAACUUUUAUGCUGAGCAUAUAUAGACAACUAUUGUCUAGCAAUUACAAAUUUGUUGUAGCUGUUAGUAACGUUUCAAAAUACUUGACUGCUAUGAGACAAUUAUGAUUUACGUACCAUGAAAUUGUUAAGGGUAGUAUAGUAAUAUGGUUUAUCUUCCUAUAGUAUAUAAAGAAAAAUUGUUGUAAAUUGUAAUCAACUACUCCAGUCAAAAUGUAGUCUUUACUUCUCUGCGUUUCUUUUCCUUCCUC
Rosa rugosa (rugosa rose) is the source of this 2206-nucleotide messenger RNA. RefSeq lists its product as uncharacterized. The record is from RefSeq and is a predicted model, not a curated record. The transcript is spliced from 6 exons. Bases 400 to 1953 code for a protein of 517 amino acids. Lineage: Eukaryota; Viridiplantae; Streptophyta; Magnoliopsida; Rosales; Rosaceae.